AUGGUAGCGACGACCGCACUUGGAAUGGGGAUGAACGUACCAGAUGUCACCCGUGUCUGCCAACAAAAGCUUCCUAUUGGAGAUACUUUCCAGGAUACAGCACCUGAGGUAUGGCAACGUCUUGGACGUGGAGGGCGUGGAUUUGGACGUUCUAGCGUUGGAUAUAUCUUCCUACCCUAUUGGUACUUUGACCACUUAGGUAUGGACAAGUCUGGUCAGAAGCUCCCUGAACCUAAGACCAAAAAGAAGGUAGUGGCUAAGAAACAGUACAAACACAUGCUUCCGUCUCAGCGUACAUACACGCGCAGCCAACUUCAGCAGUUAUUUACGCCAGGUGAUAUCAGCGACACUUUCAGUGUCGCUAGCCAUGUCUCGAAUGCUUCAAACGCAUCGUCUGUCGACCAACAAGCACCUACCAGGCCACGAAAAGGCGAAGUUCCAUUCUGGACUAUAGAGGAGGCUGUCAAACGACGCGGGAGAUGUUCAUUCUGGGAUGCUGUUUGUAACAAGGGUUGUCGCCGCAUACCGUUCCUUGAGCUACUGGGCGAGUUCAAGCUGCCAGGGGCUCGUGAGGGCCUAGCAAAGACUGGCUGCUGUGAUAUAUGCGAUCCCUUAUUCUGUACACCGCUCAGUGUAGCUCCGGAGGCACCGAAAGCAGUCACAUUUCGCAAGGGCAGCAGAAGCCAUAUUGCUUUAGAGCAUAUCGACGAAUGGGCUCGUUCUGGUGCCAAAAAAAAUACAUGGGCUAAAUACCCGUUUCCCAAUGCCCGCCUCUGCCCUAAGAAAGAUUCCGAAACCACUGGUAUAUGGCAGUCGAUGACACUAGCUAAGCUGUCAACAGAAGCGCCGUUGAUAUCAAAGUGGAAAACAUCUGGCAUUGAGAAGGUUGCUCUUCUCACCUUUCUUCAAGGCCUACGUACUCUGGUGGAUACUGAAUAUACAAGCUCCUGUCAAGCAGCACAGGAAAAGAGAGCAGCUACUCUUGCAUCUCAGGCAUCAACACAGACGCCAUCAAUCAGUACUAUCAACAGUUCCGUAGUUUCAACUACUACCCCAGAGGAUAAGGAUAGUUAUGCAGCGUCAGCUGUUGCUAGACUAGACUAUAUGAAGAGCCUUUCUCUACACGAUCCCCCUGUCUCGUCUUCCGGAUCAAAUAACAUAGCUGAAAGGGCAGCUGUCUUAGUUCCUUCACCAUCAGUGUCUGUUAGCACUAUCUUAGACACAAAUCCUCAGACACCUGUGCCAGUACUAUUACAGUCUACGCCAGAACGCCAUACACAUGCUGUUCGCACACAGUCUCCUAUCCAGUUACGUCCAACACAGCUCCCAGAUUCCCGAUUGCAGGUUCAAACCCCCCAAAUGCUGGUCCGGAGUCCUCAAACGAUAGUCCCAGAUCCCCGAAUGCAGAUUCAAAACUCCCCAAUUCCGGCCGGGAGUCCUCAAACGAUAGUCCCAGAUCCCCGAAUGCAGGUUCAAAACUCCCUAAUUCCGGCCGGGAGUCCCCAAAUGCAGGUUCAAAGCCCCCGAAUGUUAGUCCCAGAUCCUCGAAUGCUAGCCCGGAAUCUCCAGCUGCAAGUUCAAAACCCUCAAAUGCUGGCCCAGAGUCCAGUACUGGCGUCUAAUGGCCAUCGUACUUCAUAUGACCAGUCCCAUAUACGACUAUCACGUCCUCUUAGGGGUUAG
Molecule: messenger RNA, 1683 nt
Organism: Cadophora gregata
Lineage: Eukaryota; Fungi; Ascomycota; Leotiomycetes; Helotiales; Ploettnerulaceae
Exons: 2
Coding region: 1-1683 (560 amino acids)
Source: RefSeq, a predicted model, not a curated record